Molecule: messenger RNA, 2162 nt
Organism: Nylanderia fulva
Lineage: Eukaryota; Metazoa; Arthropoda; Insecta; Hymenoptera; Formicidae
Source: RefSeq, a predicted model, not a curated record
UAGUAUAUGAUUUUGAUUGUCGGGUCGCUAGUUCUUAGUAAGAAAUGAUGAUCGAAUCGACGUCGAUUCGUUGUCGAAUCGAUGUCAAACUCGUCGAAUCGAUAUCGAAUCGAUGACUAUUCGGCCAAUCAUUUCUCACUGAGUUGUCCAUCACGAGUGAAAAUCACCACGUGUUUCUAUUUUUGGCACUCUGCUGAGCAUUCGUCGCCGAGCAUUGAAACUGUGUUCAAAGGACAUUUGUUGUUAUAAUCCGUCGAUUGAUACAAGAAACUUCCACUAUCACAAUGAGCGGGAUUGAACACGAAUUUUGGUUCUACUGAACAUUCGUAUGUUCAAACUGCGUGCAAGGGACACUCGUUGUUAGAAAUCCAUCGCGUCGGUUGAAUACAAGAAACUUCUCUUAUCACGAUGAGCGAGAUUGAUCACACAUUUUGGGACAAUAUAUUUGAGUCUCAACAGUAUGAAGAUAUUGACGUGGUGACAUUAAAAAAAUUACAAGAAAAAAUCAAAGCUAUGGAAAAGGAUGUUUCAGUAAUGCAGCAAGAUUUUGAUUACAUAUGUGGGAAGAUUUUCGGGACACCCAUAACAAGGAAAAAACCAGAAGAAGGUAUAUCGGUUCAAAAUAAUAUAGGAAGCACUACUAGCAGAGAACAAUUGGAUAGAGAACAAGUGACUGACAGUACGCCGAGUGAGAUCGACAAUGAAAAGAACGAGCUGCUGAACAAAUAUCUUCAGUUUGUCGAAAUAAUGUACCAGGAUGAGAUUAUAAGAAUUAAGAAUCAAAUAGUAAAUUAUUGGCAGAGACAUCAUCGCAAAGAAUUCAAAGACCAGAUUCCUAUACAAAGAGAAUACUUCACUAAUAUAAUUAGUCUGAUCAACAAUCUUUUACAUCUAGAGAAAGAAGUGCUUAAGUUUAAAAUUGAGAGGGCAGAAAUGAGAACGAAAAUGAAAACGGGUGAAAUUGAUCAUGAAAAGUGCAAGCUACUGAUGGACAAUAAAUAUCUUCAGUUUGUCAAAAUGACACGCGAGAAUGAAAUUAACAGAAUUUUUGUUCAACUCCAUACGUAUCGCAACAAUAUGCCAAAUAAAGACGUACAUCUCAUUAAGUAUGAAGAUUUCACCGCGCAGAAAAUUAAAGAAAUAAAAAAUAUUUUAUAUCAGAGUGGACAAGUAAUGGAAUUUAACCUUCAGAUAGAGCGAGAGGCAACGAAUAUGGAAACGAAUAACGUCGGAACAUCCAAUGUGCCUAGCAACGCUGAUAAUUUAAAGAAUAAGUUGCUGAAGAACAAUCAAUAUCUUUGGUACAUCGUAAAGGCGCAUCAGAGCGAGAUUAAUAGACUUUACGCUAACCUCGAACGCCAUUGCACUAAUUAUUGCGAUAUGUUAAUAGACUACAAAUAUGAUCUGAAUUUGAAACUUGCUGACAUUGGGGAAAUCGAUGACUCUGAACUUGAAAGAUUUUGCAACGAUGAUAACGUUAAGGUAAUUGACAAUGAAUAUCAUCUGGCUUCGAAUAUGUGUGCUGGAAUUGAUGACGUUGAGAAGACCAAUAACGUGCCAAGUAACAUCGAUGAAAAAGGGCUGACGAGGCACAACACACGUAUUCGAUCUUUUGCUGCGGAGUGUAAAAGUAGCUUUAAUGACAUUUAUAAUGAACUGGAAAUGUAUUGCAGUAAAUACGAUAUGCCAAAUGAAAACGUGACGAUUGAUAUGCAUACAGAAUUAUAUGACCGUACGAAAACUACUGACGAAGAAAACGAACUGAAGAAGGAGAACGAAUAUCUUGCGUUCGUCGCAAUGAUGCAUCUGGAAAAGAUGAGGGAAAUACUUUUUUCUUCGAAAUGUUUCGCAAUAGAUUCUGUGAUACAAUUGAAAAAAUUACUAAGACUGACUAUUUCCUGCAGCAGCAAGUGUAUGUGACUUACGAAAUUACUUCUAUAACAAAAGAUAUUUAUAUACAGAGAGUGUUAUUGACCAAUUUUGCUAAAAUGUAUCGAAUAAAAUUGCGCUAAUUGUCAAGUUUAUAUAAAUGACUUAGAAAACAGCAAAAUGAAGAAACUGAAAGCGACAUGACUUAUUGCUCAUUAACGCAACAAAUCAAACGCUAUUAUUCCUUGCUUUGAUAAUUAAAACAAUAAACAGAACGUAAUUGCAAAUUUUUU